AUGGGGUUUCAGAUGGCUGCAAAUUCUGGGAACAUCUCAUUUUCAUCGUCUCAAUCUAGUUCACAGGCCCAUGGGGAUACUGAUUCUGUCCAGGUUGCAGUGUGUUCUCUUUGUCAAAAGGCCGUAUCACAUGAUCAUGAGAUGGCAAGCGAUCUUGCUAGCAGUGGUGUGUGCGGUGAUUGUAAAUUUUUGUUACUUGAAGAAUUCGGGAAUCAUACAGUUACCCAAAGUUCACGAAGGAGGCUUAGAGGAAGAUUCAGGCGCAACAGUUCUGAAUCAACGGAGAAUAGUUUCUCACAGCAGAUUCCUCAUGUGGUUAAUACUGUGAGACAACAUUACUCACCUGCUUCUGAGGAGGAGGAUCAACUUGUAGAUGAUGACACAUCUGCUUGGUCAUCGCAAUAUGCUAGUACACAAAAUACCCCUGGUGGGUCUAGAAGGUGGAGGCAUGUUCUAUCUGACACUGACAGUGAUGGUUUUGAUAAUUGGACUUCUCCUUUUUAUGGUGAAAGUGAAUCAAGUGUGAGUUUUCGGUACAGGGUUCUCCAUGGUGAGACAGAUUCUUUCUCUCACAGUGCUUAUGGAGGUGACUCGGAUAUUUCUAUGGAUACUCAUAGUUUUUUUGGCACUGGAGUCUUUAAUUUACCAGAUGUGUUCGAUAGUGACACUGACAUUGAUCCAAUGCAUGCUGGCCACAGCCAAUGGAUUUCAGAUGAGGAUGAUGAAGAAGAGGAUGAAGAUGAGGAGGAGGAGGAGGAGGAGGAGGAGGAGGAAGAAGAAGAAGAAGAAGAAGAAGAAGAAGAAGAUGGAGAGGAGGAGGAGGAGGAAGAGGCGGAGGAGGAAGAGGAGGAUAGGGAAUGGGAAUUAGCUGAGGCUGAGGAAGCUGAAGCGACAGCCCGCCUUCAAAUUUUUUUCACAUCAAGUUCAAAUGAGAGCAGGGAUACCUGGCAAGCUUUUGAGGAUAGUGACUUACCUCAUGGAGCGAACUUUGGGGAUUAUCUUGAUGCCAGACGUUUUGAAGAUCUGCUUGAGCAUCUUGCUGAGAAUGACAGCUCAAGAAGAGGAGCACCUCCUGCAGCUGUGUCUUUCAUGAAAAAUCUGCCACGUGUGGUCAUUGGCAAAGAACAUGAGAAGCAUGGUGAACUAGUUUGUGCCAUUUGCAAGGAUGUCUUUGUAUCCGGUGCCGAAGUAAAUCAACUCCCCUGCUCUCACCUUUAUCACAUUGAUUGCAUUUUGCCAUGGUUGAGCGCACGAAAUUCAUGCCCUCUUUGUCGUUUUGAGCUUCCAACCGAUGAUAAGGAUUAUGAAGAGGGAAAGCAGAACAUUGAUGGUAGAAAUGUGAUCCAUGAGAGGCAGCAAAUAGAUGUAACAGAUGAUAGUUCCUCUGAUGGAGAUGAGGUGAAUGACGAGAAUGGUAGUAGUCAAGAUGAAAUACGGCAUAGGGUUUUGAGCUCAGAUUCUGCCGCAAUUUCUUCUACAACAAGAAGUCGUAGAGGAAGAUGGUUUUUUCUUGCUGCAGCUCCAAUUGUUAGCUUAGUGGGCAUUGUUCUUGUAUUGUGGUUAGGUAAUAACUCUGAUAUUGAAGGAAAUAGAAAUCUGGGCAGUCAUUACUUAUCCGGGCAAAAUCAACAUGCUGUUCAUGCUUAUGCCACUCCAAACCAGAGGGAGAGUAGAAGCAGAAGAUGGUGGUGCCCAUUUUAA
Molecule: messenger RNA, 1701 nt
Organism: Sphenostylis stenocarpa
Lineage: Eukaryota; Viridiplantae; Streptophyta; Magnoliopsida; Fabales; Fabaceae
Source: the annotation of a GenBank genome assembly